Molecule: messenger RNA, 510 nt
Organism: Salvia hispanica
Lineage: Eukaryota; Viridiplantae; Streptophyta; Magnoliopsida; Lamiales; Lamiaceae
Source: RefSeq, a predicted model, not a curated record
AUGAAGCCAAUUAAAACAUUGCUCCUCCUCCUCCUAGCCGUCGCGGCCACGGCCACGAGUGAGGCCCACGACAUCACCCGUAUCCUCGAGUCCGACACCUUGUUCUCCACCUUCAACAACUACCUCUCUACCACCGGCCUGGCCGACGAGAUCAACCGCGGCAGCUCCCUCACCGUGUGCGCCGUCGACAACGAUGCCAUGUCAUCCCUCCUCUCCCACCAAUACCCUCUCCCCACCCUCAAAAACAUCCUCUCUCUCAACGUCUUCACCGACUACUUCGACGCCAAAAAGCUCCACCGAAUCAGCGAUGGCUCCACCACCACCUCCACCCUCUUCCAAGCCAACGUCAAAAUCACCAGUCUCAGAGGCGGCAAGGUCGGCUUUGCCCCCGUAGACUUCUCUGAUCCCAUUGCUACAUUCGUCAAAUCCAUCAACGAAAUUCCCUACAACAUCUCCGUUAUCCAAAUCAGCAACUACCUCACCUCGCCCGAGGCAGAAGCCCUCGUCUAA